Messenger RNA from Prorocentrum cordatum, 1732 nucleotides. The record is from the annotation of a GenBank genome assembly. Lineage: Eukaryota; Dinophyceae; Prorocentrales; Prorocentraceae.
AGCCAUUGGCUCGAGGAUUGAUGACAUCCGCAUCCGCAGCCCGAUGACGAGCGCUGUCAUGCGUGACUAGGUCCGAUCCUGCGCCCAGGGCUGGUGUGCCCACGCCCUCCCUGCCAGGGCGGGAGGGCGUGCACUCCGAUCCCGGUCGGCGCCCGCCCCGGCGCUGGCGCCGGCCCCCUGGGUUCGCGCGGCGGGCGCGCGGAAUGCCUCGUUCGCGGUCCCGGCGGGACAGAAGGCGGAGCCCGUCGAGGAGGAGGCGCAGCCCCUCGCGAAAGAAGCGCAGCCCCUCGCGGAGGCGCAGCCCGCCCCGACGGCGCAGCCCCUCGCGCAAGCGAAGCCGCUCCAGGGACAGGCGAAGGAGCCCCAAGGAGGCGAGGCCCAAGACGAUCGAUGAGAUCCGGGCCGAGCGCAAGGCGCGGGAGGCGGCCAACACCCCUGAAGCGAGGGUGGCGGCCUUCAAGGCCAAGGUCGCCGAGGAUGCCAAGAAGCUGAUGGAAGAAGAACAAAGAAAGGCAGAAGAGGCAGCUGAAGCUCAGAGGAGGCAAAUUCGAGAGGCAGCGAUCGCUGAGCUCUCGGAGGCAGCCUCCGAGCUUCGCAAAGCUUCAGAGGCAGGGGAAGUGGGCAUGGCAAUGAGGCAGGCCAAGAUGCGUCUCGCGAUCGCCACCAAAGCCGCGGCCUCUGCGGGCGUCUCCCAGGAGGCGAUGGUGGAGGCCACGGCGCCCCCGAAGCCGCCCGCGGAGCCCAGCGCCGAGGAGCAGCUGGAGUCCGAGCUGGCCAGGGCCGCGGCGGCGGGCGAGGGCGGGGCCGCCGAGGGCGGGGCCGCCGAGGGCGAGGCCGCCGAGGGCGAGGCCGCCAAGGGCGAGGGCUCCGAGGGCGGAGGAGAGGCGGACGCCGAAGAUAAGGAGGACAGUAAGAAAGAGAAGAAGAAAAAGGAGAAGGAGAAAAAGCCACAAGAGCCGCCAAAGAGCGUGAUAGUCCAGAGGGCUGCGCACGCAGCCGCGAACGAAGCCAAAGAGGCCGGGAAGUCGGCGGCAGAGAUCACAAAGGCAGCCGCCGCGGCCGCGAAGGAGAACGGGGCAGACCCGGCAGACAUCGCCAAGGCCGCGGCCGACGGCGCGAAGAUCGCUCGCGGAGAGACCGUGCGAGUGAUCGAGUACGCCCAGGACGCCGCCGAGGACGGCAGCUCUUCGAGCUCGGGCAGCUCCUCCUCCGACACGGAGGAGGUCGACGAGGCCGCGAUCUCGCAGAAGGACAAGGACAAGGCCAAAAGAGAUGGCAUUGCCGCCGUGUUCUACUUCGGAAGAGGAAGAUAGGCUCGAAAGCUGACUAUCAUUGACGCGUCCCGCGCAUACUGCCAGCCAUUGUUGAGUUCCACGUCUCUAUUGUAGACACCCGCUUCUGCUGCAAUGGUAGAGCUGGCGACCAGUGAGAUCGGUGUGAUUGGGAGCCAGCGCACAAUUUCGUAUGCCAGGUUGUUAGAGCGCAUCGUCGACUCCUGGUAGAACGUUUGCGCAAGUGGGCGCGUGACUUCUGAAUAUGAUCAGAGCUUGGGGUGCAGAUGUGUAUAAAACUUCUCUAAUCCUCGUCCAUGGGGCUGUUAUUCCAUAAUCAGGCGCUCGCAUACUGCGACUUGACACGAGAUAGAUCAUGGCCUUUGCUUGACGCAAGGUGUCAAGGGGCACGCCCGUUAGUAUCACGGAGUACAGUUGCGGCCUGGCAUUAAGAUUGCAAG